Messenger RNA from Cuscuta campestris, 2441 nucleotides. Lineage: Eukaryota; Viridiplantae; Streptophyta; Magnoliopsida; Solanales; Convolvulaceae. The record is from the annotation of a GenBank genome assembly.
AUCGUUCCACCUUCUUCUCCGUGAAUUAAGCCCACGUCCCUGCGCACCUUCAGCCCCGGUUACGAUGCAUUUUCAGUUACCGGAAGUCAUUAUUUGGGAUGGAUUCUUCUUUAAUUCUUCAGCAUGUACGCCUGCGUCUCCUCCAUUCAGAAUAAUAGUCUCCGAGAUAGGAACUACCGGCGUGCCCCCUUCGUUUAACCUAUGGAAUUUCACGGAGACAACGAUUACGUGAUGGAUUUUCACUCACAACCAGCUACCCCCACAAAGUAUCAGGAAGUGCCAAAUGAAGGCAGCAGCUCUUACGUCGAACGUCAUUGGGUCCCGCAAUGUCAUGAUAACUACAUUCCAAAGGUCGGCAUGGUUUUUAAGGACUUGGUUGAUGCUAUUCGUUUCUAUCGUGCUUAUGCUGCUGAGGCGGGCUUUGAUGUGCGCAAUACUACCACUACAAAGAAAAAGGGCUCCGUUGUUUGGCAAUACAUUGUAUGUAGCCGCGAGGGUAAAAAACAUGUCCCCACAAUCUCCCACAAUGAUGCAUCACAUGACAAUGGACAGGCUGCAUUAUCUAAACCUGGGAGAAGAAGACGCAUUUCUAAGCGUAUAGGCUGUAUGGCACAUGUUGCAUUUCGCAUCCUUGGACAUGAUGGUUACGUUAUCAGCAUAUUCGAAGAACAGCACAAUCAUCCUCUCACUUCUCUCCCCUACAGGCCAUUUUUGAAGAUCAACAGGAACAUUGAUCUAGGCCAUAAGAAGUUCAUACUCAACUGCGCUAAAGCGAACAUUGGCACCAUGAAAUCAUACCGACUUUUCAAGGAGUCCGUUGGUGGGUAUUCAAGUGUUGGUGCUACUGCUGUGGACUUCAAAAACUUCAAACGCGAUUUGAAGGCCUAUAUUGCUGGUGGAGAUGCUCAAAUGGUCAUUGAUAAAUUAUUUCGAAAAUCAGAAGUAUGCCCUGGAUUUAGGUUUGAUUAUGAAGUUGACAAGUACAUGAUGAUAUUCGCUCCGUUCACUGGUGUCGACAACCAUAAAAAGUGUGUGACAUUCGGCUUUGGUUUACUGUCAAGCGAGGACAGUGAGUCAUAUUCAUGGUUGUUGAGAUCAUUCAUGAACGCGAUGGGGAAUGCUCCAAGCUGCAUCAUAACUGAUCAAGAUCCCUCAAUGCGAAUUGCAAUCGAAGAAGUCUUACCACAAACCAAGCAUCGCUAUUGCAUGUGGCAUAUUAUGAACAAACUAUCAGGGAAAGUUGGUCCGGUGUUAAGCAAGGAUACGGAAUUCAUGAAUUGCAUUAAUCAGGUGGUCUGGACUCAUUACUUGGACAAAAAAGAAUGGAAAGCACAAUGGUGCAGUGUUAUGGUAGACUACAACCUCACGGAGCAUUUGUGGUUCAAGUCUCUAUACACGUUACGUAAGUUUUGGAUUCCGGCCUAUUUCGAGGAUCUAUUUAUGGCCGGGCUAUUGCGCUCUACAUCUAGAUCAGAGAGUGAAAACAGUUUCUUUGACAAUUUCACCGACCGCAACUUUAGCCUAAUUGAAUUAUUAAUGCAAUUCGAGAGUGCAAUGGAAGCCCAACGGUUCAAAUUUACUCAUUUGAACUCUAAAUCCGAGUCGGGAAUUCCAGUGUUCAAAACCCCAUUAAAGAUUGAGAAACACGCUGCAUCGUUAUUCACUCUCUCUGUCUUUUAUGAUGUGCAAAAAGAGAUAUGUGCAUCCUGCUUUUCAUGUUCUAUUGUAUGUAUCCAAAACAGUGAGCAUGCUUCCGAGUAUCAGAUCAGCGAUGUAAGUGGAAUGAUAUCAACUGUCCGCUACUGUGAACGCGAUGGGACCGCACAUUGCACUUGCAAAAACUACGAACGCAUUGGCUUGCUAUGCAGGCACAUCCUUUUUGUUUUCAAAAACCUGAAAAUAGAAAAGAUCCCCGAGUUGUAUAUAACCAACCGGUGGUGCAAAUUCCACUUGCUCAAACCAAUGUUUGAUGUUGGUGGCUCAGAAAUGGACAAUGUAUCAUUUAUGGAUCAAAAUAAGACUCUCGUUUCUCGAUUGAUGUCAGAAAUCCACUUUUGUAUUGCCUUGGUGGAACACACCCCUGAUUUGCUACUUGCCUUUUCCAACACUAUAAAUCAGCACAAGGAGGCGCUAAUCGACAAACUUCAAGAUGGCAAACUAUCAUCUGACACAUCCUCGGUGUUUGAAAACUUUUGUGGCACUUCUGCACCUUCAGAAGUUCGUGUAUUACCCCCUACCCAAGUAAGUACGAAGGGCAGCGGUAAGCGUAUCAAAGGAGGAAAGGAAGUUAGCAUUGAAGAAUCAAAGAAAACCAAACGCUUGUGUCGGACAUGCAAAGAAUAUGGCUUCCACGACAGCAGGAACUGUCCUAUGAACCAUAAGAAGUGAUAAGUCUGUUUUCCUAUUCCACUUUUAUUGUUUAUUAAAUUUUCAGUUAUUUU